AUGGUAGAUUUUUACCCCACUAACCAUCGAAAAGCACCGGCAGGAAUGGUAGACCUUCUGAAAAACAACUUCGAUGUAUUGAAACGCCAAUAUUCUGGCGGUGGCCCAGAUUUUUGGGGUCGACUGAACCCGAAAUGGAGUCACUGUAACAAAGGCCGGCGCCAAUCGCCUAUCGACAUAAAUCCCGAGCUAUUACUGUAUGAUCCAGGUCUACUACCCGUCCACAUUAAUGGCGAUCACGUCCAUGUCGUUCCUCCCAUUCCCCACCCCUCGCUGUACUGA
Messenger RNA from Oppiella nova, 282 nucleotides. The record is from the annotation of a GenBank genome assembly. Lineage: Eukaryota; Metazoa; Arthropoda; Arachnida; Sarcoptiformes; Oppiidae.